AUGAAAUUAAAUAUCUCAGGAACAUCUAUCAACACCAAAUCCUCACUCAACACCAAGUUAGAAUAGAAUGCUAAGAAUCUAAAACAGAAUGAGGACAAUCUCUUUUUUGAUCUAACAGAAUUCUAAAUCUCUGACUCAAAUACACCCCUAAGCAUUUAACUGAAAGAAUCCAACUCAACUAAUUCAUAACUAACCAAACAUUUCUUCCCUUCCAAACCAGUUUUAUCAGAAAAUAAACUACCUCCCUUGAACUCUAGAUACCAUCUAGUACCAGAAAUAUCAAGAGAGUAGAUUAUAAAAAAGAAACUAUUUAAAGAAAACUACUCUGUCCUCUCUUUCCCCUCCGCGUAAUCCCUGUUUUCAUCUAAAAGUCAAUCAAUCGAUUAUUAGAAGUUAGGAUAGCAAAUUGUUAAUACUCCCAACUCUCAAGACUAUUAUAAAUUUUACAAGCAUUCUAAUAAAUGUCUAGAUGCUCAAUCCUACAAUGAAACUCCCAAUAAUAUAUACGUAAAUUUAAAUAAGGCUAUGCAAGACCAACAGUGCAUGCCUAGAAAGAUGCAAAUUAUUGAUAAUCUAAAUAAAAAAGAAAUUAGUGUUGCUGGCUAAUUGAGUAGUCAUCAAUAUAUUAAGUUAUUUGCAGCAGGAUUAGGAUCCUCAACAUUCCACUAAUUAGAAAGACUCAAUGUCAGUUCUAAUAAUCUUGAUAAUGAAGAUUUGGAGAUCAUUUUAGAUUAAUUACCAAAAUCAGUUCAAUCAGUGGAUUUAAAGAAUAAUAAGAUAUCUAAAAAUGGUUGCUUAUUUCUUUAGAAGCUGUUAAUGAGAUAACACUAAUUUGUCAUUGAACUUAACUUGGAGAACAAUCUAAUUGGAGACUAAGGUUUAAAGUACUUAAUUGAUUCUUUGUAAAAUAACAAAUGUCUGAGAAUUCUUAAUCUGUCUCAAAAUCAAAUUUAAGAUUAGGUGAUGGAGCCAUUUGGGAGAAUGAUGAAAAAGAAUAAUAUCAUAUAGGAAUUAUAUCUACAUUACAAUAAAAUAACAUUCAAAGGAGGCAUCUUCUUCUUUAAAGGAUUGUGCAAGAAUUCUGUGUUAAAGGUCCUGGAUAUUUCAUUCAAUAAGUUGGGAGGGAAUAAGGAUUGCACUAAUGAAAUCUGUAAUUUUAUUGCAAGACCUCAUCCUGAAUUGAUUCAUUUAGAUUUGUCACAUAAUGAUUUCAAAGACAGUGAUUCCUAAAAGAUUGCAAAUGAAUUAGAGUUCAAUAAAAUAAUUUAUGGAUUUCAUUUUGAAGGCAAUUCAAAUUAUUAAAUAAACCAUUAAGGGUAUCUAAGAGAACAGAAAAACAAAAAAUUAGUUACAGAAUCAUAAUACGAUGACAUUAAUAUUGAGGAAUUAGAUAAGAAACACCUCGAAUUGCAGAUGUAAUAGAUGGAAUAGUAAACUCAAAAAAAAAAGAAUGAAUUCAUUAGAAUUUAGAGUGUAGAUAUAGUUAAUUUGUAAUUGGAGAGCUGCUGGAUUUGUUAAGGUUGGCUCGAAGUCAUGUUCCAAUGGAAACCACAUAAAUCAGGAUUCUUAGACGAAGAUCCGAUAUUCAUCCAUCUUGAGUUUGAGGAUUAUUAGCCAUCAAAUAUGCAAAAAACAAAUGAUGGAUACUUCACUCUCUAUAGAAUGUGUCCUCCUAAUCAAACUAUUAGAUACUUCUUUAGCAACCCAGUUCAAAAUGUUUAAGUUUACGCCAAGGAUCAAAGGACUAUCUAAACUUAGACUCAUUCUCAAUUGAGGAAUUUUGGAGUACAGAUGGAAUAUUCUAAUGGCAAAGUGUUAUAAAGUCAACCUCUGCAUACAGUUAAUAUGAUGUAAACCUCAUAGUCUACUCCUAUUUUUGAUAAAAAGAAACAUUAUCUAGCAAACAUUCAGUGUAAACCUAGAGUACCUGAAAAGAUUGUGGAAUUCGAUGUUGAAUUAGCUAAAAAAAGAAAAUGGACUCUAGAUAACUCAAUAUUCAAAGAUUUCGAUGAAGAUACAGAAGCACAUUUAGAAUAAUGUUUGGAGGCAGAUCUAGAGAACAGUAAAGUAUUAAAGCAUCUAAUAAAUACCAAUGAGGUUAAUUCUCUCAAAGAUUAAUUGAAGAAGUAUUAUAAAUACAUCAUCUCUUGCUAUAAAUAUUUAGCCUCGUAGUAAUGCGAAUAGGACUUUCCACGAAUAAAUAUUUAAACAAUAUAAGGGUUUUACUCUCAAUCUAAAAAUAAUCAAUUGAUUAAAUAAGUUGACUGGGAAAUAUGUCUAAUUAGCACUAUAGUUAUUAAAGAAUUGAAAUCCUAAUAUAUCCAAGAAAGGGCAUUAGUUAGACAUCAAUUUUUAGAGUUAUUGAUAAGAUUAGCGAAGGAAACAUAUGCUAAACAAGGAAAUUGUUCAAGCAUAUCUUAGGGGUUUGAUAAAAUGAUGCAAGCUUAGAAUGGCCAAUUUGGUUUCAUCUUAGAUUAUGGGUAUGCAUAAUAAUGGAGAGAUGAGAGAUAUUGGACAUAAAUUAUGGAUAUGACCAUUCGAUUCAAAUUACCAUUUCUAAAAAUAAUUAUUUUCUUAUACUUCAAAAUUUCUCGAAUAAACCACAUGCUAAGGAAAAAUUUGUUUCUUUUUAAGAUUUUAGGAUGUUACUCCAAAAUUCAGAUUCAACUCUAUUUUAUCUAUUUGCAAUCCAUCAUGAUGCAAGUAGAUGAAAUUACUCAAAAGAGACACUUUGAAAUGCAAUUCAUUGAAUUUAUAGAAGCUUUAGCAAGAGUUGCAGAGUCUAUAUCACCAAAUUCAAAUAAUUAUUAGAUUAAAUAGUUAAAUGCAAAAUAGAGAAGAACUCUGCCAUUGUAUAUCAAAUUUGAAGGUCUAUUGUAUGUUAUGUUCUAUAGGAUUAAAAGAUUCGAUGUGGACAUCAACGUAAUAGAAAAGAGUGUUAUAAAGAGUCAUGAGAUAAAACGAUUAGGAAUAUUUAUUGAGGAUAAUUACAGUAGUAGUAGCAGUGGAGAAGAAGAUAAUGAAGUCUCGAAUUUAAGAUUAUCUUAUACGGAUCCACAAAACAUUAUCAAUAGGAUGCUUUUUGAUGAUGAAUGUAAGGUGAGUUUGAAGGAUACUAUGAGCAACUAAAGUAGUGGGAAGAAAAGGUAGAAUUCACUCCAAAGACAAGACUCUAUUACUUUGAAGCGAAGUUUAUUAAGAAGAAAUACAAUUUAAAAUUAAUUGCAACAAAUUAAGAUUGCAGAAAUAGAAAAUGAAAUGGCUGAAAUAGCUGAAUAUGAAGAAAGUACUCCUUUGAAUAAGUUAAGAAUUCAAAAUCGUAAGAUUACAAGGUCGAAAUAUGACAUUGUUCUUUGA
This is a messenger RNA of Paramecium tetraurelia, 3357 nucleotides long. RefSeq lists its product as uncharacterized. The transcript has 5 exons. The record is from RefSeq and is a predicted model, not a curated record. Gene Ontology annotation, molecular function: protein binding. NCBI's taxonomy places the organism in Eukaryota, Ciliophora, Oligohymenophorea, Peniculida, Parameciidae.